AUGUUGACUAAAAAUAAAUUUUCCUUCCCUCUAAUUUUAUUUUUUUCCAUUUAUUUAUUUUUCUGUUUAAAUUGGAAUUUUGUUGAAUCGAAAAAUUUGGAAAGCCGAAAACCUGAAAUUUCAAAAAUUAAAAAAAUUUUAACCAAAAGAGGAAGAAAAUUUAAUUUUAAUAAAACUGACAAGUUAACUUCAAGGAAAUUAAAUGGGGAAUUUUUUGUUGAUUUUGCUUUGGUUGGUUACUAUGAGGAUAUUGAGUUCAGUGGAUAUGAGAUUUUGUAUUACUUAGAUUUUUGUUAUGACGAAGAAAAAUAUUUUAAAAAUUAUUGCAAUUUGGAUCAGAUGAGUACACCAAUUAAUGCUAUGUUUGAUCCUCAAAGCUUGGAUAAAAUUGUUAUUUUUGUUGAUCAACUCGUUGACAGUAAAGGAGAAACACUUAUAAAUGUUGGAAAUAAUACUGAAUUCUAUCGCGAUUACUUAGACUUGGCUAUAAAAGGAAGUUCUAAAAAUAUUCAAAAAAUCGCAAAGGCUGUGGAUGCUUUAAUUGAUGAUAAAAAAUAUUUUUAUUAUCUAAAUGGAAAAUGUAGAGAUAUUAAAUCUGAAGGAAAUUCAAUUGGUUUAAAAUUAAAAAAUUCUAAUACUACACUUAGUGUUCCUCGAAAGAAUAUAGCAGAGGAUGGUGUAAGUAAAUAA
Messenger RNA from Meloidogyne enterolobii, 690 nucleotides. The record is from the annotation of a GenBank genome assembly. Lineage: Eukaryota; Metazoa; Nematoda; Chromadorea; Rhabditida; Meloidogynidae.